Molecule: messenger RNA, 963 nt
Organism: Musca vetustissima
Lineage: Eukaryota; Metazoa; Arthropoda; Insecta; Diptera; Muscidae
Exons: 4
Coding region: 1-963 (320 amino acids)
Cellular component (GO): cytoplasm
Molecular function (GO): phosphatase activity
Source: RefSeq, a predicted model, not a curated record
AUGUCAUCGUCAUCUCAAUCGUCGUCACCGUUAAGCUUUAAAACGUUACGGUCAUCGCCACCAUCUGUGAAAUUCAUUGCACAAUUAACGCCAAGUGAAAAACGUGAUUUUCUCAAUUCAUUCGAUUUAGUAUUUUGUGAUUGUGAUGGUGUAAUAUGGCAUAAUUUAUAUGAAAUAAUACCUGGUGCUUCAGAGGCAAUUCGAUAUUUACGUGAACAAGGCAAAAAAGUCGUAUUUGUCACAAAUAACAGCAUUUCAUCUACGAAAGACCAGCUGAAAAAGUUCUCUAAAAGCAAUAUACCAAUUGAAGAGCAAGAUUUAGUACAUCCAGCGAAAACUAUAAGCGAUUAUUUGAAAAGUGAAAACUUUCAAGGGUUAAUCCUAUGCUUUGCUUCGUCAGCUUUUAAACAGCAUUUACGUGAUAGUGGAUUCGAUGUCGUAGAAGAGAAAGAACGACUUAUUGAUGGCUCCGUAAUCGAUUUGCAUCAUGCCAUAUAUAACAAAGAUCCCGUAAAGGCUGUUGUAAUUGAUAUUGAUUUUAAUUUAACUGCCUGGAAAUUAAUGAGAGCUCAAGUUUUGUUGAAGAAUCCCCAAUGUUUGUUUAUAGCUGGUGCUGCCGACCCACGCAUUCCAUUUGGUGGCCAUGAAUUGUUGGGUCCAGGAGCCUUUAUGCACAUUGUUGAAGAAGCCAAUCACCGAAAGGCCAAAGUCUUUGGUAAACCUGGAGCCGAGUUGGGAGAAUUAUUAAAACGUUCUUUCAACAUCAAUGAUCCUAAACGAGUUUUAAUGAUCGGUGACAGCUUACGAAGUGAUAUACAAUUUGGUAAAGAAUGUGGAUUUCAAACAAUGUUUGUAUUAACGGAACCAUUUGAGGUACAACAUUUGCAAUCGCUGGAAUUGAAUACGUUAAAUUGUCCCGAUUACGUCAUUGAAAAAUUGGCCGAUUUGAAUAAUCUUAUUUAA